This is a messenger RNA of Caenorhabditis briggsae, 1140 nucleotides long. The transcript has 3 exons. The record is from RefSeq and is a predicted model, not a curated record. Bases 1 to 1140 code for a protein of 379 amino acids. Lineage: Eukaryota; Metazoa; Nematoda; Chromadorea; Rhabditida; Rhabditidae.
AUGGUGCUCUCCAAACCCUUGCCAUAUGAUUGCAACAGACACAUCAUAAUGCACAUGGAACCUAAUUUGAGAAUCCUCUUGUCCCUCCGCUGCCCAUCGCUCCAAGCUGCCGAUAAAUCAGUACCAUUCAAAUGCCAAAAACUGGAAUUUAAGGAAAAUGAAACAACAAUUGAUGAAGUCGAUUACAAAGUUGGAAUUCAUAUUCAUAUGGCUAACAAAAAUCGGAUUACCGAACACAUUGCAAAUUUCAAUAGAAGUGGAGGUCUAAACUGUGACAUCGACAUGGUAGGAAGACGUGAUUGGUUGAAACUGAGAGAUUUGUAUCCUGGAGACGUUCAACUUCAACCUCUUCGAGAAGGACAGCGUGCUGAUGAUCCGAUUUUUGGAGAUCAUCAACCUUUUCUUCAGUUUACCGUUAAAUAUCAAAAUGAAGAGUAUAUUGAAAGAGUCGAAUAUACCAAGUCACUUAUUGAAGCAUAUAUUCACAUCAACAGUCUGCUUUUCGGUGGAAGAAGUGAACCAAUUCGAGUGAAACAUCUUCAGUUGAGAGCCGAUAUUUUGAGACUUCCAAAAGCUGUGAAAUUCCAUUCUAAAGAAGUGGACGCCAGAUUCACAACUGCUAAUGGCUUUGAGAAGCUUAAGGAGAUCAUGAAGGCUUCUAGUUUCCCACUCAAUCUCUGUGGAGUCGGGUAUAUGAGCAAUGAUUGGUCUACGUUUGAGCAUCCAGUGUUCCGAAGUGCUCGUUGCGUUUUUAUCAGAAACGAGGAGAACAAUCAGCCUGAACUUUUCCGACGUCUCUUGGAACUUCCCCACGAAAACAUUACAGUUCAAUCUCGUCUGUCUUGGAGAACCUUCCAGACGAUCACAGAAAAUUGGAGAAGAACUCAACGAAAAGUUGGAACAACUCUCAUCAUCAAACGCGUUCAUACGAAAGAUGUAGAGAACGUUCUCAAUCAAAUCCUUCAAGAGUGGCAGCAUCGUGAAAACAAGAAUGAAGACUUCAUCGUCCAUCUCUAUCAGGAUAAGAAGCUGCGAAUUUCAUCUGGAGACACUCAUGAAGAAUUGCCAAGAAACCCCAGAUUGUGGGACAAUUAUAGGAACUUCUUGAAGUUGGAAGUCAUCGAUGUUGAUAAUGAAUAG